This is a messenger RNA of Misgurnus anguillicaudatus (oriental weatherfish), 1183 nucleotides long. It is a transcript of the gene apoa1b, whose product is annotated as apolipoprotein A-Ib. Gene Ontology annotation, molecular function: cholesterol transfer activity; phospholipid binding; phosphatidylcholine-sterol O-acyltransferase activator activity. Lineage: Eukaryota; Metazoa; Chordata; Actinopteri; Cypriniformes; Cobitidae. Gene Ontology annotation, cellular component: low-density lipoprotein particle; high-density lipoprotein particle; extracellular region. The record is from RefSeq and is a predicted model, not a curated record. Gene Ontology annotation, biological process: lipoprotein metabolic process; cholesterol efflux; acylglycerol homeostasis.
GGGGGUGAGGUUCACCUCCACAUAUCUGCCCCCUCCGUCAGAUUAGCCUUUAAAAGAGAAAUCUCUGGCUCCAGUUCCUCAGUCUCUUUCCAGACCAGCUACAUCAACAGAUCCAGGAUGAGGUUUAUAGCUCUUGCAUUCACAGUUCUGCUGGCAGGUUGCCAGGCGCGUUUCAUGCAGGAUGCACCUCCAUCGCAGCUGGAACAUGCGCAGUCUGUUAUGCAGGUGUAUGCAGAUCAACUGAAACAAUCUGCACACCAAGCCCUCAAUCACCUUGAUGACACAGAGUUCAAAGACUACAAAGAGUUCCUGGGCCAGUCCGUGGACAACCUCCAUGGCUACUUUCAGCAGGCCUCCCAAGGCAUAACCCCAGUUGCCACCCAGUUCGCUGAAAUCUUGGCUCCAAAGCUCGAGCAGUUCAAGAAGGAUGUGGAGGACAUGCGCAAGCAGCUCGAACCCAAGCGAGAGGAGCUGAGGCAUGUGCUGGAGAAGCACUUUGAGGAGUACGGCGCUGAGCUCAAGCCCAUCCUCGAAGAGUACGUGGCCAAGCACAACAAGGAAAUGGAGGAGCUGAAGACCAAGCUGGAGCCUGUGAUCCAGAAAUUGAAGGAGAAAAUUCCUGUUAACUGGGAGGAGACCAAGUCCAAGCUGCUGCCCAUCCUGGAGAUUGUGCGUAACAAGGUUACUGCCCAGGUCCAGGAUCUGAAGACCCAGCUAGAGCCCUACAUCCAGGACUAUAAAGAAUCAGUGGAGAAAGGCGCCAUGGAAUUCCGUGAGAAAGUCCGAUCCGGAGAACUGAGGAAAAAGAUGAACGAACUGGGAGCGGAGGUCCAGCCCCACUUUCAGGCUAUUAUUGCAGCUCUCCAAAAGUCUUUUGCGUAAAGCAAUCGCUUUUUAACAUUCCCACUUCUUUCUUCCUUUCCACUUAUACCCAAUACGAAAACCUCAGCCUUUCUCAGAGAAUACACCAGCCUGUCUUUCUUCUAUAGUACACUCAUAUGCACUUUUCACCAAACCACUAAACUUAAGGACUUUAAUCUUAUGAUCUAACACAGAUACAGACAUGAGAACACAGUUUGGUUUAACAUUCACGGAGAUGCUUAGCAAAACCCUUUGUUAAAUGCUUUUUUGGUAAAAAUUGAUUUGCAAUGUUCAAUAAAAUAAAAACUGAACAAAAAACUUG